This is a messenger RNA of Leptosia nina, 2301 nucleotides long. NCBI's taxonomy places the organism in Eukaryota, Metazoa, Arthropoda, Insecta, Lepidoptera, Pieridae. The record is from the annotation of a GenBank genome assembly.
AUGCCCGCAACCAUUGCGGCGAAACCAGUAAAUGGUCCUGACCAGGGCAUAUUUCACAACACUGCCGGAUUCAGCACACUUAUCACGGUUACAGUUCUGACCCUUGCUUGGUUGGCCGGCUUUGCUUCCCGGCUUUUCGCUGUAAUACGGUUCGAAAGCAUUAUUCAUGAAUUUGAUCCAUGGUUCAACUAUAGAUCGACAGCUUAUAUGGUGGAGCAUGGCUUUUACAAUUUCCUGAACUGGUUUGAUGAAAGAGCCUGGUAUCCUCUGGGUAGGAUAGUUGGUGGCACAGUGUAUCCUGGUCUCAUGCUUACAUCAGGCACAAUUCAUUGGUUUUUACAUGCACUUAAUAUUCCUAUUCAUAUUAGGGAUAUUUGUGUAUUCCUUGCUCCUGUAUUUAGUGGUCUUACAGCAAUAGCUACAUAUCUGUUAACCUCAGAAUUAUGGUCAAGAGGUGCGGGGUUAUUUGCAGCAUGCUUUAUUGCUAUUGUUCCCGGGUACAGUAGCAGGUCUGUGGCUGGUAGUUAUGAUAAUGAGGGCAUAGCUAUCUUUGCACUUCAGUUUACAUAUUAUUUAUGGUUGAAGAGUGUUAAGAGCGGUUCAGUCUUUUGGUCUGUUUGUACAGCUUUGUCCUAUUUUUAUAUGGUGUCAGCAUGGGGUGGUUAUGUAUUCAUUAUAAACUUGAUACCACUCCACGUUUUUGUGCUUCUUAUAAUGGGCAGGUUCUCACAAAGACUCUUUGUAAGUUACACAGUCUUCUAUAUAAUUGGACUUGUAUUCUCCAUGCAAAUUCCAUUUGUUGGUUUCCAACCGAUUCGGACCAGCGAACAUAUGGCUGCCUCAGGUGUAUUUGCAUUGCUAAUGGCAGUUGGAGCUCUAAAAUAUUUACACAGCCUGAAUCCAAAAGGUGAAUGGAAGCAACUAUUAAUUUUGGGUACAAUAGUAGCUGCUGGUGCAGUAUUUUUAGCUGUGGUGGCCUUGACUUAUAUGGGAAUCAUUGCACCUUGGAGUGGAAGGUUUUAUUCUCUAUGGGACACAGGAUAUGCCAAAAUUCAUAUACCGAUAAUAGCUUCAGUGUCAGAACAUCAGCCAACAACAUGGUCCUCAUUCUUCUUUGAUCUUCAUGUUCUGGUGUGCACUUUUCCUGUUGGUCUGUGGUACUGCAUCAAGAAUAUUAAUGACGAGAGAGUAUUUGUUGCACUGUACGCCCUGAGUGCUGUAUACUUUGCGGGUGUGAUGGUUCGAUUGAUGCUAACACUUACUCCCGUUGUAUGUGUUCUCGCUGGUAUUGCUUUCUCUAUCAUUCUCGAAUUGGUGUUAAAAGAGGAAGACACUACUCAGGCACCUAUUGAAACUGAAGAGGUUAAGAAUGACAAGUCUGGUAAAGCGAAGAAACGUGUACAAGAAACAGUACAGGCGCAAGAUCAAGGACCGGGGUUAUAUGCGAGGCCCGGAACUGUUAUAGCCUUCAUGAUUCUGCUCAUGCUAUUCUCAGUUCACUGUACGUGGGCCACCUCCAAUGCUUACUCCAGUCCUAGUAUCGUAUUGGCGAGCUAUGGGAAUGACGGGUCACGAAGAAUAUUAGAUGACUUCAGGGAAGCAUAUGGUUGGUUGUCACAGAACACUGCAGAGGACGCAAGAAUUAUGUCGUGGUGGGAUUACGGAUAUCAGAUAGCGGGUAUGGGUAACAGGACGACGCUCGUGGACAAUAAUACAUGGAACAAUUCUCAUAUAGCCCUAGUCGGGAAGGCUAUGGCCAGUAACGAGACCGCGGCCUAUGAGAUUAUGAGUAUGCUCGAUGUGGACUAUGUGCUGGUGAUCUUCGGCGGGGCCAUCGGUUAUUCGGGAGACGACAUCAACAAGUUCAUAUGGAUGGUUAGAAUCGCUGAAGGGGAACAUCCGAAGGAUAUACACGAAGCUGACUAUUUCACCGAACGCGGAGAAUAUAGGAUAGACGCAGAAGGAUCGAAGACAAUGUUAAACUGUUUAAUGUAUAAGUUAUCAUAUUAUAGAUAUGACAGUGGCGGUAGUCCGCCGGGUUACGACAGGACGCGAAAUGCGUUGCCUGGCAACCGCGGCUUCAAACUUACUUAUCUUGAGGAGUCCUACACCACUGAGCAUUGGCUCGUUAGAAUAUACAGAGUGAAAAAACGUGAUGAGUUCAAUCGUCCACGAGUCCCACUCGCCAAAAGGACUAUUCCUACUAGCAACUCUAUCUCUAAGAAGACGUCAAAGAGAAGAAAAGGCCUACUUAAGAAUAAGCCUACAGUGGUGAAAGGUAAGAAAAUGAGACUAGAGUGA